Molecule: messenger RNA, 1598 nt
Organism: Notolabrus celidotus (New Zealand spotty)
Lineage: Eukaryota; Metazoa; Chordata; Actinopteri; Labriformes; Labridae
Exons: 2
Coding region: 270-527 (85 amino acids)
Source: RefSeq, a predicted model, not a curated record
CCCCUCCCCUCCCCUCCUUCUCUGCCAGCACUCGGCUAAACGCUCCAGUCUCUCACAUCUCACUAACACACACACACAAACACACACGCACACUGUCUGUCACACACGGUCUACAUGCUGAAGCUCACAUGUUGUUCCGCAUGUUGAGGAAGGUGCAUCGCGUAACCUCCAGCCGGAGCUCCUAUCCUCCUCAGCGGGUGUAGGACGACUGUCGACGCGGCUUCAGGAGCAUCAGACGCAGGGUAACUGUCCAGGAAACCCCCGCCACCAUGGAUCUCUCUUUCAUGGCAGCGCAGAUUCCGAUGAUGACUGGUGCCUUCAUGGACUCAUCUCACCACGAUGACUACAGCACCGACCACUCUUUGUUCAACUCGUCUGCCAGCGUCCACGCCGCCUCCAUGGCCGCUCACAGCCAGCCAGAAGAGCCCCAGCCCAUGUCCAGGGAUGCCAUCUGGCUCUGGAUCGCCAUCACUGCCACCAUCGGGAACAUUGUAGUUGUGGGCGUCGUGUACGCCUUCACUUUCUGAAUGGAACCGCUCUGAGCUGAGUGUUGGGAGGAACGUGGGAUGUAAUUCUGAACAGCGACGGGCUGUUAAAGUGCCGAGAUGACUCAUCAAAUGGAGUUUCCUCACAUCAGUGAAAUUACCCUGCAGUCAUCAAAGCACUUGAGUGUUAAUGAACCUCUGCUGGAGAAGUGUGGGGAGUGGAAAACUUUACACUGCAUCUAUCUCAGAGGAAAGAGAGGCGCUAACUGCAGACUUCAUGUACAAAUCUCUGUUUUUCUUCUGUUUGUGUUUCAAAGUUCUGUUUUUCUCUAUAACGGCUUUCAUGUACUUUGUUAUAAUGUUAGAGAAUCUUGCUUCUUGUAGAUACAGGGUUGUGUGUGAAUGCUCUUAACUACCUAUCCCACAGUGGACCUCGGUGUUGUUAAACCUCACCAGCAGAGGAGGUCCUCUGUGUGCCGUGCUUUAAAUCAUGCUUCAUUGUUGUAAUUAAACCUCUGAAGCAGAUAGGGACCAGUCCUGCUUUGUCAGUGUGCAAUGAAGGUCCACUUUUGGUACUAUAGGAAUGUGUGUGUGUGUGUGUGUGUGUGUGUCUGUGUGUGUGUGUGUGUGUGUGUGUGUGUGUGUGUGUGUGUGUGUGUGUGUGUGUGUGUGUGUGUGUUUGUGUGUGUGUGUGUGCGUGUGUGUGUGUGUGUGUGUGUGUUCUGCUGGCUGUUUAACGGUUUGGCACAGUACACAUCCCAGGACUUUAGUAGAGAUGCUGUUUUUAUUAUUCCAUUUAGAAAAAUCUGUCUAUUUCAGCAAAUUCAAAGAUCAUUUAAACUCUAUUAAACCUUCUUCAGAGUCUGCAGAUGUUGUUUUGAGUUUUAAUUGUUGGUCAAGAUACUAAAGGAAGAGGGAGUCAUUAAGCUCUUCCAGUCUGUGCUUCUGUCUUUCUCUUUCACAACCUAUGUUAAAUGUAAAUAAAACUGACUUUGAUGGUUUGCAAAUCACUAAGUCUAGAUUUAGUUAAGAAGAGUGCAAAGCAUCAAAUGUUGAUACUGAAAACUUGAUUGUUUUAUGAGAAAUACAUGCUCAUAUUAAAUUUGAAUCCAG